Molecule: messenger RNA, 2103 nt
Organism: Naumovozyma castellii
Lineage: Eukaryota; Fungi; Ascomycota; Saccharomycetes; Saccharomycetales; Saccharomycetaceae
Gene: HOS3
Product: histone deacetylase
Exons: 1
Coding region: 1-2103 (700 amino acids)
Source: RefSeq, a predicted model, not a curated record
AUGUCACAACAAGACCCCUUAGAGAAAUUUUAUAAACAGUUUCAAUCAUUUGUCCAAAAUAAUCCAAAUGUCAUCUCAGCAGCUCGUGCAGCAUCACAAAUACCUGAAUCGGCAAAGGCAGUCAUAGUUCUUUCUCCAUACUCACUUCAACAUACUUUCCCUAGAGAAUGGGUUUCCAAAUCAUAUAGGAAAACUAUUGUAGAGAGACCAGAACGUUUAUUAGCAAGCUCCAUGGGGAUUGCGGCUGCUAUAACCAUGUAUCCUGCGUUAUUUACAUUGAAAUCCUCGAACCAGAGAAUGGGUUCCAUCAUGUCGCCUCAUGUUUACAAAGUUCAUGGGAAGGAAUGGCCAAAAGAGGUAAUCCAAUUGUGUAAAGAGGCAGAUGAAAAGCUAGCAAAGGGUGAAAUAGAAGUGCCAGAAUCAUGGAAUGCAGGUGAUAUCUAUUUAAGUUCCAAGACAAUCCAAGCAUUACAGGGGACCAUUGGUGCAUUAGAAACAGGGGUGGAUUCUAUCUUUAAAGGUCCCUCAGCUGACCAUAUAAGCAAUAGAGCAUUUGUAGCUAUACGACCACCGGGACAUCAUUGUCAUUUUGCUACACCUUCAGGGUUUUGCUUGCUAAAUAAUGCACAUGUUGCCAUCGAAUAUGCCGCUGAUACAUACGGCGUCACACAUGUGGCUGUCUUAGAUUUUGAUCUACAUCAUGGUGAUGGGACACAAGACCUUUGUUGGAAACGUGCAGGUUUUAAGCCGGAUGAAGAUAUAAAUCCAAAGGAAGGUGAAUAUGAUGAUUUUGGGAAGAAGUUUGCUGAGUUCCCUAAAGUUGGAUAUUUCUCAAUGCAUGACAUCAAUUCGUUCCCAACUGAAUCUGGGUUUGCUACCAAGGAAAAUAUUAAGAACGCUUCUACAUGUUUAAUGAACUCUCAUGAUCUAAAUAUAUGGAAUAUCCAUAUGUCCAAUUGGAAUAAUGAGGAAGAAUUUGUGAAGCUAUAUCGAUCUAAAUAUAGAGUAUUAUUUGCCAAGGCAGAUGAAUACUUCAAAACAGCUAAAUUAGAGAUGGCAGCUCUAGGAAGACCUUUCAAAGGGAUGGUACUUAUUAGUGCUGGUUUUGAUGCGUCUGAGUUUGAACAGACGACUAUGCAAAGACAUGGUAGCAAUGUUCCUACUGAGUUUUACACAAUGUUUACUAAAGAUGCACUUAAAUUGGCCCAAAUGCAUUGCCAAGGAAAGGUACUAUCAUUAAUGGAAGGUGGUUAUUCUGACAAGGCAAUCACGUCUGGUGUUUUUGCCCACUUGAUCGGGUUACAAAACCAAGAUUGGAUUAAGGAAUGGGGAUCUGAACAUGUUAUAAAGGAAAUAGUUCGUGGGUGCAAGCCAGCAUGGAAACCAUACAAAACCAAGAGAUCCAAAGAUGUAAUAAGAAUCUGGGCAGAAGAAGUCAUACGAUUAGGUAGAGCAAUGAUCCCAGAAUUUGAAGAUGUCCUAUUUAAGACGGCAAAGAUAAAAACAGAAGUACUUGACAACGGACCCACUAUUGCUCAGAGAGUUACUAGGCAAUAUGCACGUACACACUCACCAGAAAGGGAAUUUUCCAAGACUGAAGUAGACGCAUAUCAGAAAAGAUCAAAUGAUCUUAAGAGAAAGGAACAUAGACAAAUGCAAUUAGGUGCCGUAACUGCAUCUAAAGCGGAGAGUGUUCCAUUUAUUCAACAGGACUUAUCGAGUGGAGAUGAGGAUGAAGAUGAAGAUUAUGUUUAUGACGAAGAAUUAAAUAAAACUUUUAAUCGUACUGUGGAAGAUAUUUCCAUUGAUGAUAUCUCCAGGCAUUUGGAAACAUUGGAAAUCACUCAAUCAGAGGAUAUGGAGACACCACAGGAAGGAUCAAAUAGAAGACACUCGCAACAUCGAAGCCAUAACGUAGACCAACGUCAACCUCGUCGUCUACAAAGCAAUGGAAUGUAUAAAAUCCCAUCAAGUACCACCACCCAGCAUCUAAAGAGUGGCCGAAAUUCCAAUGUUCCUACGUAUGAAGAUAGCGAUAUAUCCAUGGUAUCUCAUAUAUCGACGACAAGAAAACAUACUACUCGAAGUGGAGCUCGGUGGUAG